UUCCUCACUUGGCACUCACUGGAUCGGUCAGAUACUUCGGAAAAGCAAAACCUAUAUACAUACAUACUUCUGUCUUCCAUUACAAAGACUAUUAAAUAUGUUUCCAAACAAAAAAGAAAGUGAAGCCACACAACCCUUGAACGAUUUUGAUUCUGAACUUGCCGUACCUGUCAACAACACUGAUCGCUAUCCGCCGAUCCCACUGCCGGCACCUCCACUGCGACCUGGAUCGCAGGUGAAAAGCUCAAUGCCUGAGCAAGGUGCCCACUUGAUGGAAACUGGAGCUGCUGGCGGCGAGAACUAUGUUAUUCUUGAAGAAAUUGUGGUGCUGAAGAACAUCGUGUUCGAUGAUCAAAGUAUACGCAAGGGUUUCAUCCGAAAGGUGUUUGGAAUUUUUCUGGUCCAAUUGCUGUUCACACUUGGCGUAAUGGCCUUGUUUGUUUAUCACAAUCCCACCAAGUACUUUGUGCAAAAAAACCCUAUUGUCGUUAUAAUUGCUGUUUUAAUUAACAUUAUGAUAGCGAUCCUCAUAGUCCUCUCGGAGACAGUGCGUCGCAAGCAUCCCAUAAACCUGGUUUGCCUGGGGAUCUACACCGUUACCAUGUCCCUCCUGUUGGGCGCUGUCUCGAGCUACAUGGACGCCGAUGUAGUCCUUUUGGCAGUCGGAAUCACGGCCAUAUUGGUCAUUGGACUCUCUCUGUACGCCCUGCAGACCAAGAUCGAUUACACCGCUAUGGGCGCUGUUCUGGUCACUUUAUCGUUCUUCUUCUUCAUUAUGGCAGUGUCAAUGUUGUGGUCUCCGCUUGCUCGGUAUCAAAACAACUUGCCCAUCUCCCUAUUCGGCGCCCUCUUGGGUUGCUUUUACCUGAUCUACGACAUUCAGAUGAUGGUCGGCGGUAAUCACCAGUAUCAGUUCGAUCCCGAGGAGUAUGUGUUUGCUGCUCUGUCCCUGUACGUCGAUGUGAUUCAGAUAUUGAUCUAUAUCCUUCGGAUUCUGGAGAAAUUUAACUAGUGACACAGAAAGAAAGGGUCCUUAGACCAAUCUCAAGUAACCGAGAAAUCAUAAUAUGUGUGCCAUAAGAACAAAACUAUUGCAAGAACGUACUAGAACUCGAUGCUGGAGCUCAAAAGGAAGGCCUGUUAACUGGUUUUGGUAAUUCAGGAUUUUAUUAACUUACUUUUUUGGCUCAUCUUGUUCUAGGACAGUUUACAUUAAAUUUAUAUAUUCAUAUACUAUAUACGUGAGUGUCUACGUGGAGUAACUAUAAAAUACAAUCACAAAAUGUA
Messenger RNA from Drosophila kikkawai, 1287 nucleotides. RefSeq names its product protein lifeguard 4. Lineage: Eukaryota; Metazoa; Arthropoda; Insecta; Diptera; Drosophilidae. The record is from RefSeq and is a predicted model, not a curated record.